UUCCAAUUUGUUUUCAACCGUUCUUCAGGAAUAAGACGAGGCGAUCUCUUGUACGCGGCAGAAAAAUAAUCCGAAUGGACGAUCCGAUCAAUAUCAGUCAGUCAAAUCUCGCCACUACAUCUCUGCUAAGUUGUUCACCUUGCAAUCGCGAUCGUAGCUGGUCAACAUUGAUCCCGCGAACACGCGAUCAACUCCGUGAUUUUCUCGGACACGUUGGAACGAUUCGUCGGAUAAUUUUCAACGCUGCUCUUUCUACUCCCUGCAGUUUCCACGAAAUGGCGUACUACGAUCUUCCCGCCAUGAUAGACUACGCUCUCGAUCAUACCGGCCAAAAGAGUCUGAUCUACAUCGGACACUCCAUGGGCACGACCACCAGCUAUAUUCUGCUCUCGAAAAGACCGGAGUACAACAAUCGAUUGCGAUUGGUUGUCAGUUUCGCGCCAGUUGCUUACUGGAAGCACGCACGUACGGGAAUCCGAAAAUUGAUUUUUGAUAGCGGUGAUUUUAUCGAGCAAACAUUCCGUGCUCAGGGAAUUUUCGAACUGUAUCCACAAAGCACGCUCCUCGCACAACUGAUAAACUCACUGUGCAACGAAAAAGCUGCUACCCACAAAGUUUGCGUUUACACAAUCUUUACUUUCACUGGAUUCGACCCCGAGCAGUUCAACACUACUCUCAUUCCGUAUCUGGCGAGCUACUUACCUGCCGGGGUGUCGCUCAAGACGCUGACGCACUACUAUCAACACUUAUCUAGUGGUCAAUUUAGGCAGUACGAUUACGGCUACGUCGAGAAUUUCGGACGUUACCAGCAGGCCGAACCACCGGCUUACGACGUCUCCAAGAUAACAGCACCAGUUGCUCUCUUUUACGGCAGGAACGACCCCCUUUCCUACGAAGUGGACGUUAUGGAACUGAAGAAAAGGCUGCGGAACGUUGUAGCUUCUGUCGCAAUAUCUUACCCAGCGUUCAAUCACCUUGACUUCGUAUGGGCUACCGACGCUAAACGUCUCCUGUACGACGAUACCAUAGAAUUAAUUCACCAGUACAAAUAAAAUAAGCUUUUAUUUCACCCUGCGAACUCUCGCGGUUUCAUCGUAAGGUGGACCAUAUCCGUGUAUCCACAACAAUUAUGUCAUGACUACGUACGUAAUGUAAUUCGCAAAUAUUCACAAUGGUGACCAAAAUCAGUUUGUAGAAACAUUAACAUAAAUUUAUUACGGUUCCAAGGUAGCGAUGGCAAUAGUUAUCAACUUCCAGCUGUAAUCAACUGACCACUUCAAGAUUUUAUUUCAAAAACUCAGCCCGUGACCGGAAAUUGAGAUAUGAUUGCCAAUCGGUGUUUCCUCACCGCACGUCAAAAUGGGCAAACAAUUAUUGUUGCGAGAAUUUAAAUUGCAAUACUGCAUAACAAUUUAUUUAUUUUCAGUAUAAUAAUAUAUUAUUCAUGUGUAUACCAUAUCGCCAUACAUAAAUUUGCGAAUUGUAUUGCAGAACCUAUAUGGACAAAGUCACGUAAUCUUUUGUUGAAACAGUUAUCAUCUGUUUUAUUUUUCUGCCAAGUAAGAAAUUAUUUUUGUCGUUCCAGUCAGUUCCGGUAAAUGAUCGUAACGCACUUCUUUCAAACAGGAUGAUUGACCAAGUCUGAGACCGAGUGUUAGCCAACAUAUACCAAAGCUUUACUUAGAUCGAUAAAAUAUGAUGACGCGUUAAUAGCGUGUGCAUCCAGUAUAUGUAUAGACGUAGAUUUUAAAUUUUACCUGUAAGCGUAAAUUUACAUGUACGGAUCUUGCCACUGACAUACCUAGUAUACUAACUGAAAAAUAUUGAACGAAGUAAAA
Molecule: messenger RNA, 1838 nt
Organism: Neodiprion virginianus
Lineage: Eukaryota; Metazoa; Arthropoda; Insecta; Hymenoptera; Diprionidae
Product: gastric triacylglycerol lipase-like
Exons: 6
Coding region: 75-1052 (325 amino acids)
Source: RefSeq, a predicted model, not a curated record